AUGUCCAACAAGUCAUCCAGGAGGGCAGAGAGCGGCCUCACGCGCACGGAGAGGUCCCGGGACCGACAUGACGGCGUCUCGAGCCACAGCUCGCGCCUGUCCCAGCUGGGCUCAGUGUCGCACGCGGGACCCUACUCCAGCGCGCCGCCGCUGUCUCACGCGCCUUCCUCGGACUUCCAGCCGCCCUAUUUCCCUCCGCCGUACCAGCCGCUCGCUCACUACCAGAGCCAGGAUCCGUACUCGCACGUGAGCGACCCGUACUCCCUGAACUCCCUGCACCAGAGCCAGCAGAGCGCGUGGGGCGCGCGCCAGCGGCAGGACGCCGCGGGGGACCGGAUGGAGAGCUCCGCCCUGCUGGCGCAGCCGCGGGCGUCGCUGCCGCAGCUGUCCGGGCUGGACCCGCGGCGGGACUACGCGGGCAUGCGGCGGCCCGACGUGCUGCUGCACUCCGCGCACCCGGGACUGGAGCCCGGCAUGGGGGACGGACUGUUGCACGGUCUGCACGGGAUGGAGGACGUGCAGACGAUUGAAGACACCAACGGGAUGAACAUCCUGGAUCAAUCUGUAAUCAAGAAAGUGCCCAUGCCGCCCAAGAACGUGGGCGCGCUGAUGCUCGGGAAGGACGGCCUGAUCGGCGGAGUGACCGUCAACAUCAACGAGGUGUUCUGUUCGGUACCGGGCCGCCUGUCGCUGCUCAGCUCCACCUCCAAGUACAAAGUGACCGUGGGGGAGGUGCAGAGGAGACUGUCCCCACCCGAGUGCCUCAACGCCUCCCUGUUAGGAGGCGUGUUGAGGAGAGCCAAGUCUAAAAACGGAGGGAAAUGUCUGCGAGAAAAACUGGAGAAGAUCGGGUUGAAUCUUCCUGCUGGGAGGCGCAAAGCUGCAAACGUCACGUUACUAACAUCUCUUGUAGAAGGUGAGGCGGUCCACUUGGCCCGAGACUUCGGCUACAUCUGUGAGACGGAGUUUCCCACCAAAGCUGUGAGCGAGUACCUGAACCGGCAACACGCCGACCCCAACGAGCUGCACACACGGAAAAACAUGCUGCUGGCCACAAAGCAGCUGUGUAAGGAGUUCACAGACCUGCUGGCCCAGGACAGGACUCCCCUGGGCAACUCGAGGCCCAGCCCCAUCCUGGAGCCCGGCAUCCAGAGCUGCCUCUCCCACUUCUCCUUCAUCACGCACGGCUUCGGCUCGCCCGCCAUCUGCGCCGCCCUCACCGCCCUGCAGAACUACCUCACCGAGGCCCUCAAAGGACUCGACAAGAUGUUCCUCAGCAACCCGCCCAACAACCGGCACGGGGACGCCGGCAGCAAGGCCGGCGACAAAGAGGAGAAGCAGCGGAAAUGAGGCGAGAGCAGAGAAGGGGAGUUGAUGAAGGAGAGCCGAGAGGGAGGCACUGACGGAGGCGCUACACGGCUUCUUCUAGCUUUACGCCCGCCGCGCAAAGGCUAAAGGUGGAGGAGGCCGGGGACGGCUUGGGAGAGAGAGAACGACACCCGUGGGCCAGUGUCAGAGAGCACAGAGGGAUUUUUCAUCUGUGUUACGUUCU
Nematolebias whitei (Rio pearlfish) is the source of this 1552-nucleotide messenger RNA. RefSeq names its product transcription factor AP-2 beta (gene tfap2b). The record is from RefSeq and is a predicted model, not a curated record. Gene Ontology annotation, cellular component: nucleus. NCBI's taxonomy places the organism in Eukaryota, Metazoa, Chordata, Actinopteri, Cyprinodontiformes, Rivulidae. Gene Ontology annotation, biological process: regulation of transcription by RNA polymerase II; regulation of cell population proliferation; anatomical structure development. Gene Ontology annotation, molecular function: RNA polymerase II transcription regulatory region sequence-specific DNA binding; DNA-binding transcription factor activity, RNA polymerase II-specific. The transcript is spliced from 7 exons. The coding region runs from base 1 to 1350 and encodes 449 amino acids.